This is a messenger RNA of Eucalyptus grandis, 2098 nucleotides long. RefSeq names its product cyclin-A2-3. The record is from RefSeq and is a predicted model, not a curated record. The coding region runs from base 191 to 1648 and encodes 485 amino acids. Lineage: Eukaryota; Viridiplantae; Streptophyta; Magnoliopsida; Myrtales; Myrtaceae. Gene Ontology annotation, biological process: mitotic cell cycle phase transition; regulation of cyclin-dependent protein serine/threonine kinase activity. The transcript is spliced from 12 exons. Gene Ontology annotation, cellular component: cytoplasm; nucleus; cyclin-dependent protein kinase holoenzyme complex. Gene Ontology annotation, molecular function: cyclin-dependent protein serine/threonine kinase regulator activity.
CCCCACAGUGACUGUCGCACUGUCUAGAAAGACGAAGAAGAAGAAAGGCCAACCUUGAACUCCUCUCUCUCUCUCUCUCUCUCUAGUCGUCGCCAUCUCUCCGCGCUGUUCUUGCGGGGCUCAGAAGGCGAGUUACCUGCAUUCCGCAUCCAUCUUGAAUCGGACGCCGGCUCUCGUUCGGCUCAUUAAUAUGAAAAAGCAAACUCUUCGGACUACUGCCGUCGGAGCUGUUAAUGGUCGAAUGACCCGUGCUCGAGUGGCCGCAUUACAUACAUCUGAGGAAAUUAUCGCUUCAGAAUCAUCUAGGCAGUCUAAACAGCAAGAUCAGAAUCAUACUUCGCAAGUAAAGCCAAAGAGAGCAAUGUCGGAUGGGAAUGGCAGUGCUGCUAAAUAUGCACCUGCAAAGCGAAAUAAGAAGACAGCCCUUCAAGACGUAACAAAUGUUCUCUGCAGCAGCUUACAUAAAGACUGCUUCAAUGUGACGAAUAUAUUGGCUAGAAAUGGGAAAAAGGUGGGGAAAGCUCCAGUCAAGGUUUCUAAAGUGAUUAAAUCAGCUUCAGCGGAAGUUUUGAAACCUCAGUCAGAUUUAAGCGAAAAGACUACAACUGAAACGGUGGCCAACGAACUGGGUUCAGAAACGGGUCUGCAGAUAAUCGAGCAUGAGGAAGAUACAUCUUCACGAUUAAGCAGUGCCAGAUGCACCAAAACCAAUUCUCAGCUUGCAAAAGAUUGUUCUGUAACGUCUUCAAAAAAUCAAGCAGAAAAAGGAAGCGUUCAUGAGAUAUCAACAAUUUCAGAGAAACCACAAGUUACCGAUAUUGAUUCUGAUCAAAAGGAUCCUCUGUUAUGCAGCCUUUAUGCCCCAGACAUCUACAGCAAUCUACGUGUGACAGAGCUUCUCAGGAGACCUUGCUGUAAUUUUAUGGACACUGUCCAGAAAGAUAUCACUCAGAGCAUGAGGGGGAUCUUGAUUGACUGGCUUGUGGAGGUAUCCGAGGAAUAUAAGUUGUACCCAGAGACACUAUAUCUCACCGUGUAUCUGAUUGACUGGUUUCUGUCUCAAAAUUACAUUGAAAGACGGAGACUUCAGCUACUUGGCAUCACUUGCAUGCUAAUUGCGUCGAAGUAUGAAGAAAUUUGUGCUCCACGGGUUGAAGAUUUUUGCUUUAUCACAGACAAUACUUACACCAGAGAAGAGGUACUGAAAAUGGAGAGCCAACUAUUGAAUUAUUUUGGCUUCCGGAUUUUCACGCCCACUACGAAAACUUUCCUUAGGAGAUUUAUUCGAGCAGCACAGGCAUUGUAUGUGAGCCCUAGUCUUGAAUUGGAGUACUUGGCGGAUUACCUUACGGAGCUGACAUUGGUUGAGUACGAGUUCCUGAGUUUUCUUCCUUCUCUAGUUGCUGCAUCAGCCGUAUUUCUUGCUAGAUGGACGCUGGAUGACUCACGCCACCCUUGGAAUCCGACGUUGGAAUUCUACACAUCCUAUAAGGCCUCUGACCUGAAGACUACGGUAUCUGCAUUGCAAGACCUGCAAUCGAAUGCAAAAGAAUGCCCUCUAAGUGCUAUACGUAUCAAGUAUCGGCAGCAGAAGUUCAAAUCUGUGGCGCUGCUGACUUCCGCCAAGAUCCAUGAAGCACUUUUCUGAAGCUGACAGUGCCGCUGACAGCGCUCUAAUCCUCGCUAAUCGCUGACGGCAACAUAUCCCUGCACGUAUGAAGAUAAAGUGAGAUUACGACUAAUCCCAGAUUCGGCGCUUCCACCAACUUGUUCCAUACAGAUUUCUGGUAUUUUUCCACUUCUGUUCAUACAACAAACCGACUGCUCCUGUGCUGUCGGUACCUUCAUUCUUUUUAGGAUGUACAUGUUCGGAUCCUGAGAUUUCGGGAUCCAUCACCCGAUUUCACAUAAUUGCUGAUUUCUUUUUUUCUUUUUUUUCGACUUUAGUUUAAUCACGGUUAACCAUGAAAUUACCACGAGCUCAGUGGUACUACUGUAAACUAGCUGGAGAGGGGAGAGGAUGUAUUUAGCUCAAUGUAAUCUGGAAACAAGAAGCCUCGGCUCUAUUGCACUCCUUUCGGAUUCAUUUCUCAUUCAA